AUGACCAUAUUCCCUUUGUUAUGCAUCCUCCUAGCCCACGGAAAGGCAUGUGCGACUGAUGAAGAUUGCAGUCUGAAUGGUGUUUGCAAUUCUGGCAGUUGUGCUUGUGACGCUGGAUGGAGGUCAGAAGACUGCGGGGAGCUGGACCUGUACCCUGCCAGGAAGGGAUCGGGAUAUAACCACACAGACUAUAUCGGCUCUGAUUUCUACGACAUUACCGGCGCAGGCAACUCUUCCUGGUGUGGUGAGAUCAUCCAAGAUCGAAACAACAAGACGCACUUCCACAUGAUUGUUUCACAAUUCUCUCAUGGCUGUGGUCUCAACCGGUGGAAGCCGUUUAGUACCGUCAUCAGAGCCUCAUCGACCACGGGUCCUGCGGGGCCCUACACCUGGCAGCAAGACGUCCUACCGGCCUGGCAUCACAACCCAACCUGGUUCUGGAGCGAGGCUGACCAAAAGUAUCUCCUAUACUCGAUUGGAGAUGGUCUCGAUUUGCCAACAACUUGCAAGGCCGAGACACUUCUGAACAAUGUGUCCGUAACCACAUCUACAGACCUGGUGAACUGGGAUGCCCCGAAGCGCCUCUUUACGGGCAAAACCAACCCGGCCGCCAUGCCUCUCUACACCGCGGCGAACCAGACGUCCGAGAUCCUACUUGCACUCGAAGACAACUUUAUAUACCGAGCAGACAACUACACUUCACCCUAUGAACUCGCUUAUACGCCGACCUGGAACACAUCCAGCUACAGUCCGACGUGGACCGAAGACCCAUUUCUAUGGCGCGACAAGCGUGGAUUCUUCCACAUUCUGGCACACUACAUGAUCGAUAUCACCGAGCGAGGCGAAAAGGGACCUCACGUCGGAGUGCACCUCUUUGCGCGAAACUACACGGGACCUUGGACCUUUCGGGAAAAGGCCGCGUACAAUACGACGGUGCAAUUUACCGACGGCACCUCUAUUGACUAUUACAGGAGGGAGAGGCCCAAGGUCUUUUUUGACAAUGAUAGGACACCCUUGUACUUGGUCAAUGGGGUGUCGGAAGAAGAUUCGAGAGCUUCGUACACGAUUGUGGUGCCGAUUGGACCUGCAGCGGCAGAAUACGAGAAGACGUUGGGAUUUUGA
Messenger RNA from Pestalotiopsis fici W106-1, 1122 nucleotides. RefSeq lists its product as uncharacterized. Lineage: Eukaryota; Fungi; Ascomycota; Sordariomycetes; Amphisphaeriales; Sporocadaceae. The transcript has a single exon. Bases 1 to 1122 code for a protein of 373 amino acids. The record is from RefSeq and is a predicted model, not a curated record.